This is a messenger RNA of Penicillium argentinense, 1551 nucleotides long. RefSeq names its product spermidine synthase. The record is from RefSeq and is a predicted model, not a curated record. The annotation marks the transcript as partial. Gene Ontology annotation, biological process: polyamine biosynthetic process. The transcript has 3 exons. Lineage: Eukaryota; Fungi; Ascomycota; Eurotiomycetes; Eurotiales; Aspergillaceae.
AUGUCUAUCGAACAAUUCAUCCGGCAAGUCGAUCUCCCUCGGCUCGGCUCAGGCUUGGUAUUGCUGUUUCUGGCGGCCUUUUACUCGCCGGUCAUGUUGCUGGUGCUGUCGCCGGUGUAUGGCUCCCUUCCGUCGCACAUCUUCCACGGCUACGGCGUGGCAAUCUUCGCCGGUGCUGGUUGGUUCCUGAAAGAUCAGAUCAUGAAGCGCGUUGGUCGUAUAGCCGCGUACAUGCUUCCUGUCCUGGCUUUCUGGGUGCCGACUUUGCAGUACUUCCUAAUGCAACAGAGCUCCAAGCUGGGUAACCCGGCCGGCCCUGUCAUCACGGAGCUAUUCGGUUACUUCCCUUUGAUCACACUUACUGUGGCCAUUGCUGGAAAGCAAAUCCAGUACGCCCUACACCUGGAGGCCCAGGGUGACCUGGUGGUUGAGCAUGUGCCCCUUUUGGCCUCAUAUGCCAUUUACUCCCUUGGCGAGCACAUUGCGAAGGCCAUCCUGUCUUAUGCGAUCGGUUUUACCGUUUUCUUCACCCGCGCUGGUCUUCAAUUUGUUAUUGCGGCUCUUUACGCUGCGGUUAUUCCCUCCAAGAUGCUUCUUCUGGCCAUUCCGUCUAUCCUUUUCUCUCUGACUUCGGAUGUCCACUUUGGCGGAAUCAACGGUGUCAACUCUGCCAUCCGUCACGAGGGCUAUUCGCUCAUUGAGCGACAGGAGUCAUACACUGGAUACAUCUCUAUCCUGGAAAACCAGCACGAUGGCUUCCGUGUCAUGCGCUGCGACCACAGUCUCCUCGGCGGUCAGUGGAUCAAGACAGCACCCGGCUACCACCCUGAGGUUGAGGACCCCAUCUAUGCUAUCUUUGCUAUGCUUGAAGCUGUCCGCUUAGUCGAGCCUGACCACGGUCACCCUCGUGUGGACGCAAACAGCAAGGCUUUGGUCAUCGGUCUUGGAAUUGGCACUACCCCGGCCGCUCUGAUGAAGCACGGCAUUGACACAACCAUUGUUGAAAUUGACCCUGUUGUGCACAAAUUUGCCGCCAAGUACUUCAACCUCCCGUCUAACCACAAUGUCGCUAUCGAGGACGCAACCAAGUUCGUCGAACGCUCCCUCAAGUCGACACCCGCUCCUCAGUACGACUUCAUCGUCCACGAUGUUUUCACUGGCGGUGCUGAGCCCGCGGAACUUUUCACCGUCGAAUUUCUGAAGGACCUGAGAUCACUGCUGAAGGAGGACGGUGCCAUCGCUAUUAACUACGCCGGUGACCUGGAACUCUACCCCACAGGCCUCAUUGUCCGCACCAUCCAAGCCGUCUUCUCCUCUUGCCGCAUUUUCCGCGAACAGCCAGCCGCCCAGGAUGACGCAAACCCGAACUUCACCAACAUGGUCCUUUUCUGCAAGAAGAGCUCCAGCAGCCCUCUUGAAUUCCGCGAUGCUGUGCCAUCGGAUUACCUGCGGAGCCGAUCGCGCCAGAGCUACCUUGUCCCGAAGCACGAGCUGAGCCCUGCUCUGUUUUCCACUAUUCCCAAGGGGGAAGAUCGGUUCUCAUUGCGAAGG